This is a messenger RNA of Acanthosepion pharaonis, 2103 nucleotides long. The record is from the annotation of a GenBank genome assembly. NCBI's taxonomy places the organism in Eukaryota, Metazoa, Mollusca, Cephalopoda, Sepiida, Sepiidae.
AUGGCGGAGCUGGCUGCGCAACAGAAGUUAUUAAAAUGUCGAGCGUAUUUAGAAGGCAAUCCCAGCGAUGUGAAGUUGAUUUAUAUUUUUAACAAACUCUUGAGAUUUCCUGUUACUGUAGAAAUUUUGAGGGAUACUGGCAUUGGAAAAGUUGUUAAUUCCUUCCGUAAACGUGAGGGUGAGAUUGGCGAGAAAGCACGGGCAGUUGUCACACAGUGGAAAGCCAUAGUUUCUCUGCAGGAUGAUCCCCCAGUUGAAAAAACUGAGCCGGAUUCUACCACAACAUCUCAUCAUGAUUCAAAGCCUUCAAAAUCCAAAAACCUGUCUGAAAGUGACAAAAGAGAAAAAUCUCUGGCCAAUCAUACGGCUGUCAAUUCUCCACAUUCCAAAAACAUUUCAAAGUCUACUUCAGACAGGGAACACCAUGACAAAAUUUCACGAACAGAGAAAGAAUCUAGUUCUGUUAGCAGCAUGUCUAAAACUGAGAGUUCGCAUCACAAAGCCCACAGUAGUAGCAAAGGGAGACACAGCAAUUUAUCAGAGGACACGCCUACCAAACACAAUAAUAAAAGCUCAAGAGAGAAGAGUCAGUCAGAAGGCAAACAAAAGGACAAAAAAUCGUCGCAUACCUCAAAGGGAGAGAAAAAGUCUUCAAAGGUUGGGGCUGAUGGUUUAAGUUUUGAGGAUUUUAUGAACUAUGAUGAUUUGGAUGUGAGGAAAAAGUUUAAAAAGAGCAAAAAUAGUGUGACUUCGAAAAAGGAAAAAACUUCAAAGGAAGUACCCAAGGUCAAAACGGAGACUGCUGGGAGCAGUCGCUCUGUGUCAAUGGUGCCUGGAUCAAAGCGGAGUACUGUUGUUGCAUCGAGUGAUUCGAAAAUCUUGAAUGUACCUUCGCCGUCUAAAAAGUUAUGUCUUUCAGAGAAAGAUAUUUUAGGUUCAUUGCCAGAAACCCAGGCUCACUAUCAUCCGUGGCGUUUGCGUGAAGUAAAUAAAGACGACACAAAAUCUACAGAGAAAAAAGACGAUCUUGAUGCUGUUCUUGCUGGAAUUAAGUCACGCACACGAGAAAGUGUCUACUCUGGUAAAAGGACAGUGAUUACAGAAGUGCCCACAUUAUUUAAUGCUUGCAUCCAAGUUCUCAUUGACAACAUUGACAGUCUUGAAUAUGUUGGUGGUAUUCCUUUUGACAUUCUUCAGCCAGUAUUGGAACGAUGUACGGUAUCGCAGCUGUACACCUUAGAGGAUUAUAACCCAAUCUUUCUGCAUGGAAAUUACUUGAAGAUGGUAAUUCAUACAAUUUUUCUACAAUUGUCAAUCAAAUCAAAAAAGGGAGUCACUGAUCAAUGUUUUUUUUCUUUUCUCUCUUUUUCUUCUUUUCUCUCAUUUUUUUUCUUCUUUUCUCUCUUUUUUUUUUCUUCUUUUCUCUCUUUUUUUUCUUCUUCUUUUCUCUCUUUUUUUUCUUCUUCUUUUCUCUCUUUUUUUUUCUUCUUCUUUUCUCUCUUUUUUUUCUUCUUCUUUUCUUUUUUUUCUUCUUCUUUUCUCUUUUUUUCUUCUUCUUUUCUCUUUUUUUUUCUUCUUCUUUUCUCUUUUUUUUUCUUCUUCUUUUCUCUUUUUUUUCUUCUUUUCUCUUUUUUUUCUUCUUCUUUUCUCUUUUUUUUCUUCUUUUCUCUUUUUUUUCUUCUUUUCUUUUUUUUUUUCUUCUUUUCUCUUUUUUUCUUCUUUUCUCUUUUUUUCUUCUUUUUUCUCUUUUUUCUUUUCUCUCUUUUUUUUUCUUCUUUUCUCUUUUUUCUUCUUUUCUCUCUUUUUUUCUUUUCUCUUUUUUUUUUCUUCUUUUCUCUUUUUUUUUUCUUCUUUUCUCUUUUUUUCCUUUUCUCUUUUUUCUUCUUUUCUCUUUUUUUCUUCUUUUCUCUUUUUUUCUUCUUUUCUCUUUUUUCUUCUUUUCUCUUUUUUUCUUCUUCUUUUUCUCUUUUUUUUUCUUCUUUUUCUCUUUUUUUCUUCUUUUUCUCUUUUUUUUCUUCUUUUUCUCUUUUUUUUUUCUUCUUUUUCUCUUUUUUUUUCUUCUUCUUUUCUCUCUUUUUUUUCUUCUUCUUUUCUCUUGGAUGA